Molecule: messenger RNA, 4554 nt
Organism: Gymnodraco acuticeps
Lineage: Eukaryota; Metazoa; Chordata; Actinopteri; Perciformes; Bathydraconidae
Gene: ankfn1b
Exons: 12
Biological process (GO): regulation of establishment of bipolar cell polarity; establishment of mitotic spindle orientation; signal transduction
Cellular component (GO): spindle
Source: RefSeq, a predicted model, not a curated record
UCUCUGCCUGCAGGUUGGAGGGAUAUCGAUGGCCGCGCUCCCCGUCAGAGAGGCCAGAAGGAGGCACUUGACCAGCUACUGGGACAGAUAAAAGAAGCCCACCGCCACUGUGUCUGCCAUGAACAGUGCAAAGCUCCACAACAAGGGAGGAAGCACUCAGUUUCCAAAAGCCUGCGCCACCUCUUCCAACCUACCAGCAAAUUUGUUAAAAGCUUGAAAAGGGGUCUGUACCUGACAUCCAUACUCUACAGAGAUGAUAAUGUGCUAGUGACUCCAGAGGACCAGAUUCCUAUCGUGGAGGUGGAAGAUUCCUACUCCAGCUCCCUCAUGCAGGACUUCCUCUGGUUUACCAAGGUAUCGUAUCUAUGGGAGGAGAUUCCCUGGCUGCAGCAGUGUCUCAGUCCUUCGCAGUCUUCUUGUUCCUGCACUCUCCAGACGCGCCUCAAGAUGCUGCAGGCUGUCUCACAACUACAGGGAAUGCUGGGAACCCAGGACCUCGGUCAGGUGUAUUUUGAGCCAAUCAAAGACAAGCAUGGUAACGCCCUGCUGGUGCUGCUGAAGGACAUGAGUUCCUCUCCUAACCUGGAUGGGGUUCGCUGGACGCAGCUCUGCAAACUCCAGCUCCAACGCAAGUCCAUCUCGUCCCCCGAGGAGCCCAGCGCUCUGGACAUGCUUCUCAUCACGCUCCAUGAGAAGCUGGCUUAUCACAGGCGGAGCAGGAAGGUGUUGGCCCCCGGAUUAUACCUGGGCUACCUGAAGCUGUGUACCUCAGUGGAGCAGAUCAGAGUGCUGGUGCCUCAGAAGCUCCCCAACGUCCUCUGUCACACCAAAAUUCGGGACAACAGCAACGUGUCCAGAGAGGAGUGGCAGUGGCUGCAGGCUCUCAGCUCUCUGGAGGAAGCGAUUGAAAUGGAUAAUGAAGAGCAGAGCGCUCCUCAUCGCCUCUUACAGGACCUGCGCAGCGCCAUCAAGGACCUGAUGGCGCACAUCAAUAUCCCAGGCAAUCAGGUGCAGGAAUUCCGUAUCUACAGCCAGGAAGUGGUGGAGUUUGGUGAGAAAGUGUCCUUCCUGCUCCUCCUGCCACCUUCAGAUGAAGUGUGCACAGCUCCUGGUCAGAACAACCCGUACUCCCCCCGCUCCGGCUUCCUCACGCUGCCCCUCCAGGUCUUUGAACUGGUCCACUUUAAUGCUUAUUGCCCCAGUUUCAUCGGCCAGUACUGCAGAGUGUCUGCGUUGCUGGAGCUGGAGUCCCUCAUGUCCCAGCAGGCCCUAAGGGAGGCCUUCUCUGAGACUGAGCUGCUUUCUGCCAAGAAGAAACACCAGCAGGUCCAGGAACACAUUCAGGAAAUGGAGGAAGUGUGGCGGGAUGCGAGGUGGAUCAUGGAUGCUCUGCAGUACGCUCGCUACAAGCAGCCAACAGGGGGCAUCUCCAUAAGUUGGAUCAUUGACUUCUCCAAGGAAGUGCUCCCUGAGAAACCUCCCUCCACCUCCUCUCAGGCCGACUUCCUGCCCUCCCCGAUGCCUUCACCCGAACCCUGCCUCAAGCACUCAGAUUUUGCUGGUCUAUCAGAUGAAGAGGGCUCCUCCGAGGUCUUCCUCACCACCGACAGUGACUACGACUCCAGCCGUGCUCAGAGUCCCCGGGAGCUGGACCUGCUGCCGGCCUCCCCGCUCUCCUCCUCCGCGCCGCUGGAGCCUCGCGGGUUCCUGCGUAGCGACGGCAGCAGCUCAGGAGGCGGGGGGUGUCUCGGCGGGGGGGGACGGGGCAGUGGGGCGCUGAGAGACUCCACUCCAGACGUCCUUCAGGCCUCCGAGCCGCAGCACGGGAGGGACGGCGAGCGGUGCGGACGAGGAGGGCGUUGUGGCGGGGAGAGGCGGAGGGGCGGCCCCGAGCUGUUCGACAGCGACUUCAUCCUGCCCAGCCGGCAGAUCGAGCUGCUGCACAUCACAGAGAAGAGGCAGGCCUUCUGUGUGAGGACCAGCAGCCUGGAGUUCCCCUCCGCCCACCUGCCUUACUCCUACCACAGCUCCUGCCCCUCACCCUCCACCUCGCCGCAUAGGAGAUGUCACCGGCCAUCGUCUGUGGAUCGCUGUUGCCCGGCUGAGCGCUGCCUCCCACAUCUUCCACCGGCGCGUACGUUAUCGCAAGACAGCGGCACGCAGAGACUCUCCUCGCUGUCGCCGGCCUCCCUCAGGAAAGGCUGCCACGCCACGCUCAAAGUUUACCCGCAGUAUCACACAGGCCUGCCCAAGGAGACCAGUGUUAAGCUCUGUGUGACUCCAGGGACGUCGGCGCGGGAGAUGGUGCAGCUGGUGGUGCAGGAGAUGAACGUGGUGUCGCGGCGCAUGCUCGGCAGCAGCGGGGGGGAACAGGAGCCGUGUGUGUACUACAGCCCCGAACAGAUAAAGCACUUUGGCCUCGUGCUGGUGGUGGACAACAGAGAAAAGUGGCUUCAGGAUGAUUUCUGUCCCCUGGAGCUGCAGAACCCCUGGCUGAGGGGAAAACUGUGCGUCCGUAUAAAGGAGUAUUCACCACUAGCGCUCACACAAAGCCGGGCCACUACAGUCUGACACUUCCAGGAGAGAGACACUCAAGACCUUUACAUUCUCUUGGGAUAAAUGUGUAUAAAAAUGAAGGAACUGUUACAUUUGUACAAACAGGCCUACGAUAUUUUGUCCCACUGUGGUGUAAUCAUCCACAACUGCAGCUAUAAUAUGUCAUACUACUGCUGUGUGCUUGUCAUCGGAGAAGUUUCUAUGGAACUUUUUCUCAAAGACCCUCGUAUGGACACCAAAUGAACAAUAACAAAAUAGUUUCAGCGCUGUCGAGGAUCAUUUGGGAAAAGAUAGUGAUGGCGAACGAGAUUAAUGGAGCGUCACUUUGACUUCUGGCACGAUUGACGACGGCACAUCGAGGCGUUGCCAACAGAAGAUGGUGCGGUGUCAUCGUUGCAGCCACACGCGGACACAGAUUUUUCUAUGAACUCUCUCAUUGUGUCAUUCCCAAAGAGCUGUCGCCUGCAGCCGCCCGGCAACAUGUCCCCAGGAUGUGGGCGUUGGACCCGGCCCAGAGGGGGGGGGAGGGGCUGGCGUCUUAAACAGUGCGAACGCUUUGGCCCGUCAGCCUGUCACUCAACUGCUUUUGGCCACUGUCUGGUAGCAAAGCAGCCAAGCAAUGAAAAGUGAGCUUGAUGAAGAGUGAGAGAGGAGGAGGAGGAGGGCCGACGCUGCAUCUUUCAGAAACCUGGCGCGCUUCUUCUCGCAGCCCUCUGUAUAGUAGACUCAGUCGUAGUGUAGCUAACACUAAACCAGCUCAUUUGGAUUUCCACCCCAGACAAAACAAAAGCAAUACUUGACUCUUUUUUGUUUUUUUCUAAUAGAUGGGUCGAAAAAAAAGCAUGUAAACCUUCCAGAGUUGUGCUGAUCUGAAGUACUGUAGUUCAUGCUGUGCUAAAAGUUAACCAGUGUAGUGUUUUUGUUGUGUUUGGUUCAGUGGUAUUCCCAGAUGCAUCAGAAAGCGGUGCCCACCAGUCUAGAGCAGCGUCUCCCAGAGGGAUUCUAUUGUGAAAAGGGAUGACUCUAGUUGUUAAGAGGCCCCGUGUUUGUUAGCAGAGUAACAUAUCGUAUAUUUAUAUUCCCAAAACACUGAUGCAGGCAUUGCACUUUUGGGGCAAAACACUAAAUCUAACUAACACAAUAAAUAAGGCCUCUUAACACUCCUUACCUUCCUUUUUAGAUAUUUGUUGGGAACCUGUGCCAAGUUUGAAUUCCUCUCCUCAUUUAAAACCGUUUACAUCGAACUCAACAUCCCUAACUGCAGGCUGUUGUGUUUUAUUUAUUGUUUAUCAACUGUUUUUAAGCAUAAGAUCAAAACUUUUCUCUCACCACCGGCUAAGCAACAUCACACCGUUAUAAGAACCUGCAUCAUUUCCAAAUGUAGCACCAGAAAGGUCCAGGAGAGGAGCGUUUGGACCUGGCCUCAGUCACUGUAGCAUUCCAGGUUCCUGUCGCAGGGGGCGUCUCAAAGUGUUUACACAGUUUCCUUACACUUUCCAAGAUGUGUUUACGUGUAACUACUGUAUAAAGAUGUCUUGUGACAAACCGAUGUUAUAAAUUGUAAUUGGUUUUACUAAAAAUGGCUUGAACUGUUGUGUUAACGCUUAGAUGUCUUCUUUAUUCUCGUUGUGAAAGGCGGUUUUUAUAAGGACCAACUGCAAACAACAAAUCACACAACCAGAAAGCAAACCUUUGUACAUAGACAGAGGAAGACCAGGAGAUGAAUGUACUGUAUCUGCCCUAAAUGUGAAAGGAAGUGAAUGUGGGGCUGUCAUCACUACUGAGGUCAAAGGUCAGUGAAGUUAGCGUCUGUCUUGAGAUGAAGCUGAGGGGAGGGGGGGGGGGGUUGAAUUCCCUCUCCGGUUGAGAAAUAAAGUUUAGCCCCAUGUUUACAAGGAGCUGUUGGCAGACCCCGCGGGCGAAGUCACGAAGGAGACAUCACGUCACUUUUUUAAAAUCUAUUUUUAUUGAACAAUAAAUGAAUAUAACAAAAUAAAA